Messenger RNA from Moneuplotes crassus, 1319 nucleotides. The record is from the annotation of a GenBank genome assembly. NCBI's taxonomy places the organism in Eukaryota, Ciliophora, Spirotrichea, Euplotida, Euplotidae.
CGGGAAUUUUUUGUAGAGCAAGAAAGAAAGAAUAAAGAAGAAGAAAAGAUGCUAAGUCUGAAAAGAAAGUUAAAUAGAUUGGAGCCUGAUGAGUCAUUCUUUGAUUUUAUGGUAUCUACAGUACCAUUUGAGCUAAAAUGUCCUCAUAAAGUAAUCAAUGAGAUCUAUCUUCAAUCAUACGAAGAGACCAACAAGCAGAUCCUAUUAACAUUCGCCGACAAGAGCUUCAAAUCCGACUUCCUACUAGACCUGGUCCUCCAGCAACUACCAAUCUACAAAUGGUCUACCUUCUCCGAUUACCUUCCUGACCUCUUAGACAACGGAAUACCUUCGUACGCAGUCACUAAAGAAAAUUUCGAAGACUCCUCUAUAAGCCCUCAGGUAAUCCUGAUCGACAUCAUGGGCGAAUUCUCUACUGAAAAAUUCAGGCAGGCUCUUACCAGCCAUUAUAUGUGGAUAGCCAAACUUGUUUUUAGUAAAUAUGAAACGGGUAUGACAAAAGAAUUGAUUGACCGGAAAUUAGCAGAAGAUCUUCCUGAGUUUAUCCAUUCUUGUUGAGAGAAUUUAUAUAUUAUCAAAGUUUUCAGUUGUUUAGAAUUCAGUAUGGUAAUCAAGUCUCUACCAGGAUUUAUCAGAAAAUAAAAGAGAAGUGAAGCUAGUCUUAAUUGAUGGUCUACAUCACCUCAAAUACUCAGAUCCUCCUUAUGAAACUGCUAGAAGAUACAACAGGUCAACUAAUCCUGAAAAUUUCUUCGAAUCAAAUGCACAAAUGCCUAAAAAGAACCCAAUGAGGAAAGCAUCUGGCACCUUCGAGAAGGCUAUUAUGGACACUUGUUUUGAAAAGCUAAAUAAUCUUCGCAAAUAAGUACAACUUACAAAUUGUUUACAUCAAAGCUAAAGGAUACUCUCAGACCAUCAAAUCAUCAUAUAUGAAAAGGAACAUGCAGACAUUUUUAGAAGCCCUUCUUAAGAAAAAUUUCACUGACGAAAAGAGCCUCGAAAUGGAGCUUGAGCCAGUGAGAGAGAAUAGAUAUGGCUUCAAGUUUGAUACAAAUCCGAUUACUGCAAGUAACUUCAAAAUGAACGAAAUAUUCUUUACAACACUUGAAGAAAAAUCGUUACUAGAAACUCAUGAUGAGAACCAAAGCACUUCCAAGUUGGUCUGCUUUAUCAAAAAAACAGGUGAGGUAGUCCAGGCUCAGACAAGCACAGAUUCCUACAAAGCGAAGUUCCUGGCCACAUUCAUUUACUUAGAAAGAAAUCCUGAAACAGAUAGACUGAAUGUAGUAGAUAGUCACCACAAGGAAUUUAUUUCUUAG